CUCGUACAUCGCGGCUCGUGCAGCGCCAGAUUAAACUACUGAGUUAGUUUAACAGGCUGCUGGGAUAUUUAUUUUUUUAUUAUUAUUAUUAUUUUAAACAGAAGAACUCCUGAAAACGGAUACACGCGGAUUUUCUGAAAGCUCUAUUUUGUUGUUAGUUUGUUUCCUCUCUCCCGGGAUAUCAGAGUUCGGCUGUCAAGUAUGGCUGAUCCGGCUGAACUGCUACUCAUCAAGGACCAGUAUGAGUUGGCGUUUCAUUCCCUGAGUCGUGGUCUUGCAGCUGAAGAGGCUGAGAAAAGAGCCGAGGCCUUGGUGUAUUACAAGAAGGGUCGAAUGCACCUUACUCAGGGGUUGGAGGUUCCGACCGGGGGCGAGAGGCAUAAGGGACCGUCCUGGGACACGGCUAGGCAGCUUCAGCAGAAGAUGAGGGACACUUUGAGGACCGUCACCACCCACCUUUCUGAUCUGGAAAGGUCUCAGCCGACAACGGGAGAACAGAGGGGUUUAUUGUUGAGGGACCUUCCCCCAAAUCUUUAUCCAAAUUUGACAGUUGACACUCAGCCGCCACACAGCACCCUCCAUCAUCUCUACCCCACCAUACCUGCUGCCCCCCAGAACACAACCCCAGCCCCCAACGCAGCCCCUGUCAGUCCUGCUGCUCCCGCUUUUCCGGACACACACACACUCCCUGCAGCAGCCCCAGCGACUUUAGCCAUGGCCGACUCAGGGGAGCAGCCUCCAGUGUACACCCCACAGCCCACAGACGGCCACCGCAGCCUGGCUUAUGGUCCGGCUGGAGCAGCGGCGGCGAGAGACGGGACCCUGUUGCUUUUCAUCCCCUCUGGGGUGCAGCUGUUCUUCGUGGCACCGAGUGGACAAGUCAGCUCGCUGUCCAACCCAGGCUACCUUCGCUUAAUAGCGCUGAAUGGUCAGCACAAGGAUUCCACACCGGGAAGACCCUCAGCAUUUUUACAUGUGUGUGACUGGCUGUACCCUUUGACAGCUGACACCCCGGUGCUGCUGGCUAACUCCGGGAUCUUCAUGUUCCCUGACUCCUUGGCAGAGGCACCAGGCUCCUACGCAGGGAUAGUGCUGUCCUCCGAACUGCCUCCUGCUACCCGAGAGACGUUUCAGGACGUAAUAUCGCAGCUUACUGAACUUAGGAUCCAGGGUCCAGACGGGUCAGAGUCAGAUGCCAUCAACUUAAGUACAAAAAUUCCCCUUGGUCCUUUAAAUGAGCAAACUGGAUUGACUUUGGCAACAGACGAUAAGGAAAAACUACUACUUCCUGGAUGGAGUGAGAAGAUGGCGCAAGGAAUCUUGUCAGGAGCUGUGCGACUGAGUCAGUCGUUUGCCAAGGGAGCAGAGGCCACUGGCCGGGUCAUUCACAAAGGAGCAGCAAAGAUCCGGGACCACAUCACGCCUGAGGAAACUCCUUCAGACGUCAACCCCCGUGUCACCAAAGGUCUGCAGGCGGCUAAACAGGCCACGGGGGGUGCUGUUCGAGUCACCCAGUAUUUGGUGAAUGGAGUGAGCACGGUGGCGGGACAUGUUGCAGAUAAGGUGGCGCCCCAUGUGAAGAAACAUGGCGCUAAGCUGGUCCCAGAGUCUAUGAAGAAGAGCCAAGAUGGCCAAGCUUCCAACUUCGAAGGUGCCAAGUUUGUAGCUGCUAGCAGUAUACAAGGCUUCUCCACAGUUUGGUCUAGUCUGGAGACUGGAGCCAAGCUUGUUGGUAAAAGUGUGUGUUCAGAGACUGUCACAACGGUGAAGUACAAGUACGGUGAUGAUGCAAGCCAAGCCACAGACACCGCUCUCCAGUCAGUGGUCAACAUCGGCGUGGCUGCGUACAACUUUGACAAUCUGGGAAUUAAGGCCUUCUUCAAGACAACAGGCAAGCAGACAGCCAAGACCUUGUGCAAAAGCAAAGAUGGACAGCCAGCAGAAACUGAAGGAGGGACGGAGGCGCAGAAACGAGAACAUCAAACAAAGGCUGAGGGGAAGGAUGUGCAGGCAAAAGAGGAGGAAGAAAAGAAAAAAUAGAUUUGUAUCAAAUUAUAUGCUUUUCUUUGAACCCUUUCAACUUAAUAGGCCAUUUCCUCUUAAUACAACAAAAUAAGCCAUUCACUUUUCUGUUGUUUUCAUUUUUAGUUUCUGUUAUUUAUAGCACAAUGUUUCCUUUACAUUUUUUUUGUUACAAUUGUAUACACUAUUUGUUUUUGUGUUUAUUGUAAUGUUUGUCAUUAUAUGUAUUCUAAAUGUAUAUCACAAAAGUAAUAUAUAUACCAGUACAGCGGUUAAAGCUAUAGUCCUAGACUUACAUUUGAGAACCAAGAUAAAUAUGUAUAGCAAUGUAAAACAUUUUAACUAGGCUCUCUAACUAUUAAUUGAAGGGUUGUUUUAUAUGUGAGGUUUACAAAGGCUUUUUGGAGGAAGGAAGAAGAAAGUAUCAUGAAUAUACAAUGCUACUCUGUCUGGUGAGUGUGUGCGUUUACUGUAGGUUCUGAUUUGCCAAGUAUGCUGUUUCCUUUUAGUAAUUUGAAAUGCUUUAAGUGUAGCAAUAAAUCAUGUGCCACUUGCACACCAUUAACUUUGAAUGCAGAAAAUUAGGAACUCGGCAGAGGGAGUUAAUUUUCAGGCACUAUUAAGUAUGAAAUGACCUUCAUUCGAUUGCUGCCUAAAAUUACAUAAAAGACCUGUUGGUAAAGAAGAUGCAACAUACAGAGUCAUUACUGUCAUUUCUAACUACGGACUUUAUUUGCAAUCUACUAUUAAAUGUAGGCCAUUAUUUUUAAAGUAGUGUGAAGAUGGCAUGUCUAUAUGUAUAUAUAUUGCGUUGCUCUUUUCUGAAAAAUUAAAUUUUGGCCUUCGUGGCUCUCCCUAC
Mugil cephalus (flathead mullet) is the source of this 2881-nucleotide messenger RNA. It is a transcript of the gene sparta, whose product is annotated as spartin a. Gene Ontology annotation, biological process: negative regulation of BMP signaling pathway; cell division. Gene Ontology annotation, cellular component: plasma membrane. The record is from RefSeq and is a predicted model, not a curated record. NCBI's taxonomy places the organism in Eukaryota, Metazoa, Chordata, Actinopteri, Mugiliformes, Mugilidae. The transcript is spliced from 8 exons. Bases 202 to 2040 code for a protein of 612 amino acids.